Messenger RNA from Anguilla anguilla (European eel), 2312 nucleotides. It is a transcript of the gene arpin, whose product is annotated as actin related protein 2/3 complex inhibitor. Lineage: Eukaryota; Metazoa; Chordata; Actinopteri; Anguilliformes; Anguillidae. The transcript has 6 exons. Gene Ontology annotation, biological process: negative regulation of actin nucleation. The record is from RefSeq and is a predicted model, not a curated record. The coding region runs from base 563 to 1243 and encodes 226 amino acids.
AACAUCCCUUUCCAUAUCCUUUGGGACAAUUGCAACGAAUUCAGUUGGAGUUUAAAUAUCUUACCACAAGACCACAGAAAUGAACAAGAACGGAAGUGCUGUGCCUAAUUUUUUUAGAUAAAUAGCGUUCGGUGCCAUUUUAUGUAGCUGUGUGAUAUAGUGGUUCAAACUCUUCCUAAACUGUAUGUAGUUGCCAGUUUGUGGAUGGAGUCAGCUCAUUAUCCUCCUUUGAGAUCAGACGCACUACCGAAAAAAACAUUCAGUGAAUUGGUCCGUGUUAGGGUGUACCAUGAUGGCUGAAUUAGGGGGUGGCCAAUUUGAUUUCUUUCUUUCUGGUACCUUCUUUUGGAGCCUUAACAUAAAGUGGAUGUACAAAAAGUUUAUUUCACUUAACUUAAGAGGGAUAUCUUAAAUCGUGGUAAUUCCUGACCAUGCACCAAAAACAUACACCAGAAAACAUUUCUUUUAGGCGUGUUCACUUCCCAGUUGACGGUCGUAGAGGAACAGGAAAUAAACGGAAAGUUUGUUGCGGGAAGCAAAGCAGGGAAUCAAACGAGCUACAAUGAGUCGAAUUUAUCAAAACACAGCGCUGCAAAAUAAACCUGUUAACAACGAAAAAAUAAACAGCAAGUGGCAGCCAUCUACCUACCAGAGUGGUCCUGGUGUCAUUUUGGAGGGCAGUUUGGUUGAUGUUUCACGGCACGUAAUCACUGACGACUGCAACGAAAAGGAUCGCUAUUAUGUUCUGUACAUUAAGCCCAAUCGAGUUCAUCGGAGGAAGUUUGAUGCGAAAGGGAACGAGGUCGAGCCGAACUUCAGUGACACCAGGAAGGUCAACACUGGCUACCUGAUGUCAUCUUUCAAGGUGGAGGCCAAAGGGGAGACGGAUCGCCUGUCCGAGGAGGAUCUGAAGGCGGCGGUGAACAAGGCGGAGCUCGUGAAGGUGACGGACAGGCACGCCCCCGGCGGGACCGUGGCGUUCUGGCUCCCCGAGGCGGAGAUGCAGAAGACCGAGCUGGAGCAAGGCCAGGACGUCCGCCUCAAGACCAGAGGAGACGGGCCCUUCAUUUUUUCCUUGGCUAAAGUGGACGGAGGCACGGUGACCAAGUGCAACUUCGCCGGAGACGAAAACGCCGGAGCCUCUUGGACGGACAAGAUAAUGGCGAACAAAGAUGGCGGGGGGAGCGGGGCGACGGGGGGUGGCCAGGGCGAGGGGGCGGAGGACGAGGAGUGGGAUGACUGAGAUGGGAGGUGCUACUCCUGGAGGAAGCAGGACCGGGGCACACACAGUGGCUUCCAGUGCAGAGAGAACACCACACUAUUACCCACAAACCCCUGCAUGGGCUGGAGGCCGAAGAGGAGGUCACAGGCUGCUGGCAAUUUUGUUAAGGGAACAUUAUUCAACAUGCAGACAUAUUUUAUGCCAGCUUAUAUUGCUGUGUCAUGCCAAUACAUAGAGAUGUAUACAUAAUCUCAUUAUAACUAUGCAUAGUGUCAUAAUAACGCAACUAAUAUACUCGGUUCAGAUCAACACUGUGACCAAACCAAAAUUUAACGUCAUAGUUGAAUUUAUUUGUUCACUGUUCCUGGAUCUUCUGUUUUUUUGGGGAUAAGGUUUUUGUGCAACAGUGCCAAUAGGCAGGCAAGAGUCAUAUUAUCUAGUAUUUUUUUUUACUGGUAUUGCAAUAAAGAGAUUUUUACAUACAACAACCAGAAAACUGAGGUUUUUAUAUCUGGAUAAUAUCAUUGUGAGUUAUUGCUGACCUAUGCUCUGUAUAUAGUUCUUUGCACGAACAUUUGCAGAUGCUUGUAGGUUUUGGCCAGUGUGGUUGUAAGCUAACUCAUGGGUAAUAUUGCUACCGCUAGAAUAAGCUUUAUGGAAAAAACAGGUAGUUUUUAGACAUCCAGUAAGUUAUUUUAGCUAUCGUACCGAUACAGAUAAAAAAUAUUAAAAAACACCACAUUUAUAUACGGACAUAGAUGAUCUGCCAUCUCUUCAUGAAUAAUGAGAUUGAUCCAGCAAUAUUAAUUUAAAGAUAAAGCUGAAAAGGUCAGUCAAUCAGUCAGGGGAGAUGGGUCAUGGGAGAUCAGUGCGCACUCCCCAAAAACAAUCCCAAAGUGAGGAAUUCAUCCCAAUUUACUAUAAUCGGCCAAAAUAAUAAGGAAAGAAAUCAGGUAAAGUGCAGACAGCCUGCAGUAGUCCGUCAGGCUCUCCGCCAUCCAUUAUAUGUGGAGAAUUAAUCAAAAAAAAAAGGACACCACUGCCUUCCUCAGCAAGCAGUAAUCAAUAACUGCAUUUUAAACAAGAACAC